Anopheles cruzii is the source of this 1028-nucleotide messenger RNA. RefSeq lists its product as uncharacterized. NCBI's taxonomy places the organism in Eukaryota, Metazoa, Arthropoda, Insecta, Diptera, Culicidae. Bases 77 to 940 code for a protein of 287 amino acids. The record is from RefSeq and is a predicted model, not a curated record. The transcript is spliced from 2 exons.
CCAGGCUUCGCGUCGGUAAAAAAGCAGAUUGUGGAGUCCCGAGAAGCGAUCGGAUUUGCGUGCGUGCGUGCAGAAAAUGGCACGGCGCAACGUGUGGACGUCGGAGGAAACCCGAGCACUGCUUUCGAUCAUCAAGGAACGAGAUUUGAUCAAAGCGUUCGGUGAGGAGCAAAACAAAAAACUCUACAACCUUGUCCACCACGAAAUGUGCAAACGCGGGUUCCCGGACAAGGGCUCGUUCCAGGUCGAGCACAAGUGGAAGAAUCUGAAGCGGGUUUACUACAAAACGAAACGCGAAGACUACCUAACGGAAUCGUGCGAAUUUUUCGACGAGCUUGACGAAUUGAUGUCAUCGAAACCACCUCCGGUAAAGAAAAUCAAAGAAUCUACCGAGCCGAAACGACCCAGAGCGGUGCUGGAAAACUUUGACAAACUCCUGAGCAAGGUAGCCGUUAUCGAGCGGGAAAACAACGAAGAGUUCUUCCGCAAACAGAAGGAUCUGGUCAACUACGAGUUCGAGCUGUACACGCAAGACGAGCGGCUGUUCGCGAAGAAACUGUCCCAGCUACUCGAGAAGAGCGCCGAAGACUUUUGCAACCGAGCCCAGCGGAUACUGAUCGAGGAAGGUGUGAUCGCGGGAACGUUGCCGGAGAUCGACAUAGAAGAGGAGAAACUGGAGCUGGCGGAAGAAGAAAAAUUGGAUCUGGCGGAAGAGGAGAAACUGGAGCUGGCGGAAGAGGAAAAAUCCGAUGCUGUCGAAGAUAAUGGGGUGCUGAUGGAGGAUGGACCCGCGGACCAAGUCAUUGAACAGCUGGAGGAAGAAACUGUCGAUACCGUUGAUGAGGUCGUGGAAGAGGACGCGGAGGACGUGGCAGCGUACGAGAAGAAGGAAAUUGUGAAAGAGUUCUAUCAGACCUGGAAAGAAGAGGAGCCGUUUUGAAGCGUAUCGCCCAUGAAACUUUGAAACCUGAAACCCUUAUGUGAAACUUCGUACGUUUGUCGCGAAAUAAAUUACGCCAAUUAGAUCG